CCCUCCUUCCCUCUCGACAGCACCGCGGCACAACAGAUGGUGCGCUAUACAUUACUCUUGCGCAUUUUUGCUUUGGAACAACUUUCCUUACAGGCACCGUUCACGCAUUUAGCCGACAGAAAGGUUCCUUGCCAGGAAAAAACUCGACUUUUAACUCGAGACCGUUUCGAGACGCAUUUUGGUGUCCGGGUCAGAAGUGGCUAUGCCAUUUGGCUGUUUAACAAUUGGCGAAAAGAAGGAUUACUACAGUCCUUCAGACGUGACGGACAAGUAUGACAUGGGUCAAAUUGUUAAAUCGGAGGAGUUCUGUGAGAUAUUCAGGGCCAAGGACAAAAACACCAUGAGAAUGUACACAUGCAAAAAGUUCCUGAAGAAGGAUGGAAGGAAGGUGCGCAAAGCUGCCAAAAAUGAAAUCCUCAUUUUAAAAAUGGUGAAGCAUCCCAAUAUUCUCCAGCUGGUGGAUGUCUUUGAGACUAAAAAGGAAUACUUCCUCUUUCUUGAACUUGCGACAGGCCGAGAAGUGUUUGACUGGAUCCUGGACCAAGGCUAUUACUCCGAGCGGGAUACCAGCAAUGUGGUGCGGCAGGUCUUGGAAGCCGUCGCUUACCUCCACUCUCUGCAGAUUGUUCACAGAAAUCUGAAGUUGGAGAAUUUGGUGUACUACAACCGCCUCAAGCACUCUAAAAUAGUCAUCAGCGACUUCCAUCUUGCCAAGCUGGAGAAUGGAUUAAUCAAAGACCCCUGCGGGACACCCGAGUAUUUGGCUCCGGAGGUGGUCGGCAGACAGCGAUACGGUCGAGCCGUGGACUGUUGGGCAACAGGCGUCAUCAUGUACAUUCUGCUGUCGGGCAAUCCUCCUUUCUAUGAUGAGAGUGACGAAGAUGAUUAUGAAAACCAUGACAAGAACCUGUUCCGAAAGAUCCUUGCAGGCGACUAUGAGUUUGACUCACCAUAUUGGGAUGAGAUCUCCGAUUCAGCAAAAAGUCUGGUUGCACGUCUGAUGGAGGUGGAUCAAGACCAAAGACUGACAGCCCAGGAGGCUAUCAACCACGAAUGGAUCUCGGGCGGCGCGGCGUCAGAUAAAAACAUCAAAGAAAACGUCUGCGCGCAAAUCGAGAAGAACUUUGCUCGAGCAAAAUGGAAGAAAGCUGUGCGGGUCACCACCAUCAUGAAGAGACUGAGAGCCACUGAGCAAAGCGCCACCAAAGCUGCCGAUGCGGCAGCCGGCGCUGCGGCAGCCCCCGCGGCGCCCGAGGCUGCCGCAGUCCCGUCCACACCUUCGCCCGCUGCCGCCACAACACACCAAGUGGUCACGGAGAUUCACGAGCCGGUUGUGGAGAUGCUCGAGGGGGCGGAGCCAGAGCCGCAGGAAGCUGAGCCCACGUCUGGCUGCAACGGAGAUACGGCGGCUCCGCUCCGCGUCGGCGCCGAUGCGGAGGACGAGCAGGGCUAGGCGCCUCCCCUCGGCCCGCACGGCCGCGACCUCGGCAGAGGCGCCGACUCCCGCACACUGUACAUUAGCUGCUAGCAUGGUGACACUGACUCGGCUUCUCUUUCACUUGCAGCAUUCUUGUCAUCUGGAGGCUGUGCGCUACCUUUCCUGAGUGCUCCGCAUUGCAUCGGCAUUCUCUUUCAAUGAAUCGCAUCUUCUUUCGCCAGCCCCCGGUGUACAAACUGAGUCUCCGAAAUAUUUACUUGAGUUUUCAGCGGAAGAAGAGAUUUGCUGCCGAGCCACGGCUUAACAAAGACUUCAUGCGUCUCAGUGCUCAGCAGAAGAAGAAGAAUUGAACGAGUCGAUUCCUUUUUUAAAAGCUGACUUGGGGGAGAUGUCUGUCUGCCAGUAUUUGCUCUUGAAAUCAGAGAAAUGUUUGACUUGAAAAUCACGCCGCGUAACCUCCCGGUACUUAACGAGGGCGCUUUGCGCUGUCAUACCCACGGUGCCGAACAGUUACUUUAUUGCGUGUCGCUCGUUGCUGACAUGGCCGAGAAUUUGGUCCCGGCGUGACCUCACACAUACGCACAGAACAACACAAGUGUUUGGUCCUUUGCUUACUCCUGCCUCAGGAAAGAACCUCACAGUUGUAGGUGGAAACAUUUUGUGCAUAGGGAUCUUUGUAGAAGUAGCGAAAAGAGCAUGCGUUCGCAUUUUUUGCUAUUCGUUUUUGCCUUUA
Molecule: messenger RNA, 2171 nt
Organism: Hippocampus comes (tiger tail seahorse)
Lineage: Eukaryota; Metazoa; Chordata; Actinopteri; Syngnathiformes; Syngnathidae
Gene: camkvb
Product: CaM kinase-like vesicle-associated b
Exons: 11
Coding region: 203-1453 (416 amino acids)
Biological process (GO): protein phosphorylation
Molecular function (GO): protein kinase activity; ATP binding
Source: RefSeq, a predicted model, not a curated record